GACACUCUAUUCAUCUCUAUCUAUCUUGUAGUAUGAGAACUUUGUUGCUUUGUUGAUUUUCACAACUCAUUUUUCAAACAGUUUUUCCUAUUGAGUGUGGAGGUUCAGAUCGUCUGUAGGACCGUAAUAUUGAAAGAACUUGAAUUAAUAACUAAUAACUGCUUACGAUAAUAAUUAAUAAUUGCUAAUACUAAAGAUAACCUGUCUCUGCACAUGAAUAGUGUAUUUUAUUCUGAUAUAACUGAUACUGUUAUGUGUUGAUAAUGGCGACUGUAAAUAGGAUAAAUGACUUAAAAUUAAUACAACUUGUGAAAGAACAUGAACUAUUAUACAAUUCUUCUGCUGAGAAUUAUGGAUCUAACGCCGCACGAAGUGAUGUAUGGAAAGAAAUUGCGAGGAUUAUGGGAUUACCAACUUCACGAUGUAAAAGGAGAUGGAUUAUUAUUAAAGAUCAAUAUCUAAGAUUUUUACGGAGGAAACCAACAGUAAGAAAAAAACGGUCUUCAAAACCAUAUCAGUAUCAAUUUGAAAUGGAUUUCUUAAAGCCACAUUUGAAGCAAACAUCAUUAUAUGGAUGGUUACCAGAAUUUUAUACUCACGAUGUGCGAAGAUCGCCUCGAAUUUCAGAUACGAUAAUAGAAAAUGCCAAUUUAAACAACACCAAUAAUAGAAAAUCAAGAUCUGAAUCGAUAUCUGUAAUCACUUUACCAUCGAAUUCUCUUCCAACUCAACUUUCAAAUUCAAAUUCAAAGAACGCAUAUGAGAAACCUCGUAUAAUCGGAUCUUCAUCCCUCGUAAUGGAAUAUGCAAAUGAUAAACAAUGUGAAACUCGUGAUGUUCUAACGAAAUACUUCGAAACUGUAGCUGAAACAGUUCGAGAAUUUCCACCAACGUUACAAGUGAAAGUAAAAUCAGAAAUAUCAAAGAUAGUUCAUCAAGCUGAAAUGGAAUAUAUUCAUCAAAUUCAACUACAACCAUAUGGACAAUUGAUAAACAGUUUUCCAGAACCCGAGCAAAUGCCUUUUAAUAACGUUAUGAAUUCGCAAUACACAAUCGAACAUGCUUUAACAAAAAUUGAACAUCCCGGAUGAAGAUCGUCGCUAAAUGUUUUAUUGAAAUAAUGAGUCUAUAAUAAAUUGAGAAGAUUCAUAAUCUUCAUCAACAAUUUGCGUUUCUUGACAAGUUUGGAAUUGUAAUUAUAUAUCGUUGAUAAUGAAAAGUUAUCCAGUUAAAUAUAUAUAAUAUAAUAUAUAUUUAUUUUAUAUAUAUGUUUAACUGGAUAACUUUUCAUUACCAACGAUAUAUAAUUUAUAUUAUAAAUAAAUAAAUAAAGUAAAUAUUAUAAAUAAUACAUAUAUAUAGCAUUUUGAAAGCAUUUAUUUAAUAAGUAAUAGCAUGUUAAACAGAAAUUAAAGUUCUAGGAUUCUUAUGAUGAGGAGAAACAUAGGAUAAGGCAUUAGAACUUAAAUUUUAAUAUUGGACUUAAUGUAUAAGCAAAAUCGCUGAGGCCUAAUUAUGUAUAAAUAUAAUGAUCAAGAUUAAAUAUAGAUUAGGAAUUUAUUCAGCUUUGAUUAUACCGCAAGCCCAGCGAUCUCCAGAAUUUCCAGUAGACGCAGAAAGAGGACUGCUGCCUUUUCCAAGAUCAUCUUCGCCGGAAUGAACGACAAUUGCACGUCCUAUGAUAUUGUUAUUUCCAGUAAAAGAAAUAAUAGAAUCUUUGAUAUUUACAUCGGCAACUCCGCUUUCGUUUGCUAAUAUGUUACCUAAAUCGCCAACAUGUCUCACUGGACUAUUUUGUCCACCGUGAGUGAC
Molecule: messenger RNA, 1812 nt
Organism: Bombus terrestris (buff-tailed bumblebee)
Lineage: Eukaryota; Metazoa; Arthropoda; Insecta; Hymenoptera; Apidae
Exons: 3
Coding region: 264-1091 (275 amino acids)
Biological process (GO): regulation of transcription by RNA polymerase II
Cellular component (GO): nucleus; transcription regulator complex
Source: RefSeq, a predicted model, not a curated record